AAUUGGCAACUUUAUUGCUUCUUCCUGUGCUUUAGAUGCUUCUCUACACUUCCUUGUUUCUGAAUUUCUAUAAUUAUUGCCAUUUUGUUGUUUCUGGGUGCAUAAAUCCCAAUUUUGUGGUUUUUAGAAGAAAAGUUGCCUCCUUUUCAAGAUAAUAAUUGGUUCCAACAAGCUCCUGGGGUUUAAUGAGCUCUAUUGUUAGUUGCUUUACUUCUUUAUCAAAAAUUUGGUUUCUGAGGAGUUUUUUUUUUUUUUUUUUUUUUCCCCUUUGGGUCUCUUUCUUUUUCCUUUUGGUUCAUGCAUGUGUAUGUUGCCUCAGAAUUAUAUAAAUUUAUCUUUACCUCAAACUCCCCCAAAAAAGAGGAAAUUUAUGUGAGAUGGGUUUGAUAGUAAAUAAUUGGUGUUUGUUUCCCUCUAUGUGAUAAACUAGAAGUAUCUUUGAUUCGCCCCUCAAAAUAUUAGGAAUUCGUACUUUGAAAUUCGUAAAUAUUUGGCAUAUGCUUGAGGAAUAGCUUUUAUCUAUUGUAGUUUCUCUUGUUAAUGCCUAAUUCUUUCUCCAGAGUCCAGAUUGAUUUAAAGCUAACUUCUUCUAUUAUUGCAGUGCUUGAACAAUUAGGAGUGGUGAAUCUCUGAUUAUGCUUUCGAGUUUCGAUCACUAUUCGAUAGAGGCCUGAGCUGCGCCGACUCCUCAUGAAAGAUCAAAGUUCACGGCUUUCAAAAGAAGGCAUCUUAAAGCCCAUGACGACGGCAGAUACUUCCUCACCUAACUAUUCUGAUGUCUUUUCAUCACAAAUUGUUUUUCUUCAAAAGAACCUAACCUGAUAAAAGUAGAGGGAGAGGAAACAAAAUGGCGACGUUCUAUUCGAGCUCUACCAACCAAAGAAAUUCGGUCCCAAAUCUUUGCCUAAGGGACCCCGCAAACGCUUCGUAUAUGGAAUCAUCGGCUCAGGGGAACUUGCCGUACCUUAAUUUUUCUUCUUCUACUCCAUAUUCAGAUUCAUUGGCUGGCAAUUCUGAAUCUCAGCACAACUAUGUCCUUCUUCCGGCUCCAUCCACUGUUGUUUCACAAUCUUCAUUUACAGGAGCUCAAAAUAUGGUUCCUUCUCAAAUGGCUGACCAUACUUUCAAUUCUCGAAGAAACGAGAUGUCUUUUAUGCGAAUGAUCGAUGGGUCAGCAAAUCGAUCGGAAAAUCUUGCUCAAAAUCCUCUAUCUGAUGAUACUCAGAUGGGUUUAAGGCCACAAUUAAUCACUUUAAAUGGUCAGAGCUUCUCUUCACAGCAGCCAAAUGUCUCAGCCAUGCAAAACAACCAGGGAUUAUCACUUAGUCUCGGUACUCAAAUUCCUCUGCCCAAUUAUCAGUACCAGCCAACAAGUGCGGACAUCUCUUUUAUUGCCCCGAAUCAAUCAUCUUUGGGAAAUACUGGGUCUUGCGGAGAGGAUAAUAUGAAAGCCAAACAAGUACAUAUGAAUGUCUCUCCUUAUGGAUACUCCACUCUCGCAAGCUCAAUUCCAAAUUCGAAGUAUCUCAAGGCAGCACAAGAAUUACUAGAUGAAGUAGCUAAUGUGAGAAAAACGUUGAAGAAAAAGGAGGAUAAAAGUCAAAGCCUCAAUACUUGUAAGGAUACUGAUGGGGGGUCGAAGGCGGAGGGAGCAAGUUCAAACCCGCAAGAGGAUACUGCGGAUGAUUUGAGUGAGCUCUCUCCUGCAGAGAGGCAGGACCUUCAGAACAAAGUGACCAAACUAUUGGCUAUGUUGGAUGAGGUUGAUCGAAGAUACAGACAAUAUUACCAUCAGAUGCAGAUAGUAGUCUCUUCAUUUGAUGCCAUAGCCGGUUGCGGGGCUUCUAAACCCUACACUACCCUUGCGCUCCAAACAAUCUCUCGUCAAUUCCGCUGCUUGAGAGAUGCCAUAAACAGCCAGAUCCAAGCGACAAGAAGAAGUCUAGGUGAGCAAGAUACUUCAAGUAAAGGGAAUGGUGGGAUAUCUCGCCUGAGGUACAUAGAUCAGCAGAUACGGCAACAAAGGGCCAUGCAGCAGUUUGGUAUGAUGCAGCAUAAUGCUUGGAGGCCACAAAGAGGAUUGCCCGAGUCGUCUGUGUCGAUCCUUCGUGCUUGGCUGUUCGAGCACUUUCUUCAUCCUUAUCCGAAGGACUCCGAGAAGCUCAUGCUUGCAAGGCAGACGGGCUUGACAAGGAGUCAGGUUUCGAAUUGGUUCAUCAAUGCUCGCGUUCGUCUUUGGAAGCCUAUGAUCGAGGAGAUGUACAAAGAAGAACUCGGCGAUGCUCAAAUUGAUUCGAAUUCUUCCUCCGAUAAUCAAUCGAAAGGUAGAAAUGAUAUGCAAAAUUCUGACGACUGCGGGAAUUUACAGAGUCCUGCCACAGAAAAAUGUGCGACGAGCCAAUUAAGUUCCUACUCAAAGGUCGAUUUUGCACCCACGAUGAACCCCAAUCUGACCAACCAAAACCAUAAUGUGGGUGGGUCCAUUCUACUGCAAGAAGCUCUCAAUCACUCCGAUGGAAACUCGCGGCUUAUGGCUUAUCAGAUGGCCGAACUGGGUCAUUACGGAAAUGGUGGAGUGUCUCUCACGUUGGGUUUACAGCACAACAAUGGAAGCUUUCUCGGAAGUGCGCCCAUAGUGGCUGAUGCCGAGGAGUAUGGUUAUAUGAAUAUGGAGGACCGGCGAGAAAGAUUUGAAGGAGGGUAAAAUAGGUAGGUACUUUUCGAACAUUCAACCUUAAGAACCACCCUGAGAUCAGGCGGCGCCGCAUCUCAUGUGACUCGUUCGAGUUUCGACCAGCAGGAACAGUAUAUGAUGCAAAGAUGUCAGCAGAAAUAAGCGAGAAAUGAAGGAAGAGGAUUGAGAGAAGCAGAAAACACUUUCUUUGGUAUGAGUUUGCAGAAGAGAGAAGCUCGAAAGAGUUAUAUCAUCUAUUCUAAAGGCCUUCUUAAAGAGAUGAAGACGCAGUCAUCUGGUACAUUUGGAAAUCCAAUAGGAUCUGAUUUCUCGAUCGCAAACUAAUGAAAUUGCAAAUCGUAAUCUUACUGCUGCACUGUAUCUGUCAAAAGCCGGGCAUCAGCCAAAGCACCUCCUCCGUAACGGGAACGCCAAAUAUCUCCGCGUGUCGAGCUCUGUGAGUUUCUUCGCCACUCUUCGUCAUCCUCUUCUCAAAGAAAGGUGAUUCGCAAACAGCCGGAAAUGCGACAUAGGCGGAACCCGCCACGCGACCUGAAGCUACCAGGCUAUCAGCAGGCGCCGAGAAGGAACAGCGCUACCCUACGAACACCACUCUGUUGCUGAUCCUUUCUCUUGCUUCCUCUCAGGCCCUUGUACCAAAAUUCGGCUUAUAAAUACACAGUACCGGUGGGUGCACGCUAGCUACUGCCUGCAGUACUUCACCUCCGGACUCAACGAGGAAUUGGUUCAGAUAGAUCGACGAAGCGGAGCCAGAAACAAAUCCAGUCGAUGUAUUGCAGCAUUUUUCUUUUUUCCUCUCUCUUGUUAAUCAUGUUCUUCUCUUCAUUGUUUGCACACCAAGAUGAAAUAAGUUUUGAGUUUUAUCCACAUGUUAAUUAUAAGUGAUAAAUGAUUUUGAGUAGUAUUAGGAGAAUAGUUUAUAAAAUCGUUUAGAUAAGAUUAUUAUCUCCUAAAAUGAUAUUUAUUGUUUAUACUAGCCGUAUCAGGAAUCGUAUAUCAUAUCUAUUUAACUUUUAACUUUAUUUGGUACGUGCAUUUGGUACGUGCAUGUUACGUAGUCCAUGGAGUGCAGUGGAUACAAAGGUGUGUCUCCGGGAAGUCCCGGGAAGUGGCUCGCUUCUGCGGAGUUCAAUGGCAGGAACGUUUUGCUGGGAACUCAUCCGUCAGAGGACGCAGCAGCGCUGGCCCACGACAGAGCCGCGAUAAAGAUCGCCGGCGAUCCCGACGCGCCGCACAACUUCCCCGCGGAGGCGUUCGGCUCUCUCGAGUUCAUGUUCUCGUCGCAAUUCUCGAAAAGGAAAGUGUUCAAGAUGAUCAGAGAGGGGAGCUACGACGAGCACCUGCGCGCGUACCUGACGAACUUCUACAGAACGGCGCGGCCGCCGAUCGCGAGCUUUUCGGAGGCCGAGUUUGUAGAGAAUCAGAAGAGCAGGGCCGUGAAAGGCCACAGCACAGUUCUGUCUCUGCCUGAGGCUUGGGUUUCAAACUCAGAUUAGGAAUUAGAGUCCAAUUUUUUUUUAUCUUUUUUUCUUGGAUUAUAAGAAUGUCAGGUAUUGAUUGAGUUGUUGGUGUUGAGAAAGAAAUUAAUUAGAUUCAUAAACUUAUCGCAGUUUUAGCGGAUUUGUGUUUCUUAAACUCGCACACUAAUAAAAGUCUAAUGUAGAUGAAAACA
Molecule: messenger RNA, 4367 nt
Organism: Ananas comosus (pineapple)
Lineage: Eukaryota; Viridiplantae; Streptophyta; Magnoliopsida; Poales; Bromeliaceae
Product: BEL1-like homeodomain protein 7
Exons: 7
Coding region: 848-2704 (618 amino acids)
Biological process (GO): regulation of transcription by RNA polymerase II
Molecular function (GO): DNA-binding transcription factor activity, RNA polymerase II-specific; RNA polymerase II cis-regulatory region sequence-specific DNA binding
Source: RefSeq, a predicted model, not a curated record